UCCACUGCAUGGAAGUCUUGCUCUAGUUAUUCAAUCCUUGUUUUGUUGUUGUGUUGUGCUGAACACAGGAGGCAGGGUAACUCAGUUACUUCUAAAGCAGAGUAAAGCAGACCAGUGAAUGAAAAAGAGAUGUCCCCAGAUGGGAAGAGGUCGCUCUGCCGGUCUUGAUUCUGAGGUUCAGGGUCCCUGCUGGAGAAUCUGUCCCGGUCCCCUCAUGUGCCGAGAGUCCUGUCGUCCUGUCCACUCAGAGCUGGAGUUCACUCUUUUAAACAGACUCAUUGUUUCCUUUCACACUUCAGCUGUUCGAGAGCUGUUUGCUUGGUAACCAUUAUACAACACAGAAUCUUGCCUUUCAACCACCCUCCUCUUUCUCGCUCUCUCCCCCUGCUUGCUUUCUUUACUCACUCUUUGCUCUCUCAUUCUCACUCCACGUGGCAUAUCCAGUGUGCAGUAUCUCAUUCCUACAUAGCAACCACACACCCUCAACUCCAAUGUACGCACCCUGCAUAUUGAUAACAGAACGCCUAUAAAAUCAAUAGCUGUUAACUAUGCCAAAUAAGUAAUCUGUGACCUUUUGUAAACCGCAUUGCACCUUUCACUUUCAAUCUGCACUCUGCAUACACUCAGCAAAUACUGUGCGCCUGGCAUUAUGCACAAGAAGUAAUACCUACGAAAUCUUAAUUCGGCUCCCAUUAUAAUCCUAGAUCAAAAAGCCAUUAGCAGACCACAGCAGUGCCUGCAAUGGCAACGCAAUGGAUCUAGAGCAAAUAUUGCACAGCGAGUCCUGUCUGGGGGCUGCCAUGCUAGCAUUAACUGCAGUGUUUAUUGGCUGUCAAUACAAUUGUGAUCCCAGCCGAAUGUUUCCCCUGGGGUACCGUUGUCCCAAUGGCAGGCUUAUUGUCCCAUUGUGGUUCUUUCAGGGUGAAGUGCACUACAAAAAAAUGUCCACUCUCCCCCCUCCUCAAAUGUAUUCGGGACCUCCAGUACUUGAGAGCAGCAGAACUGUGCAACUGAUGGCUGUCAUGUAAACUCAAUCUUUAACUUGGCACCAUUUCCAUCACUACCUGAUGCAGAAAUGGUUAUGGUUAUUUCACUCAUGCUACUGGCUGAAAACGAAUCCACUGCCAGCCCUGCUUAUGGAAUAAGGUUCAUGCUGCAGCCCCUAUUUAUUUUAAUAGACCCCCUCACUCCAAUCCUGCACGGUACAGCGUGGUCAAUGCAUGCUUCCUUGACUAUAUUUGUCAUGUGUUUUGUUCCACAGUGCCGGACCAUAACUGCUGUAUUGUCUUCUUUAUAAACAUGAUUUGAAUGUAUUACACACAGCAUCCUUGUCAUCCACGACAGUCACGAUGACAAGACAGUUUCCUAAAACCCACAGACCCGUUCCCGCAGAGCCCUUCAGUCCAACAUUUGACCCUCUUUGCAGAUGGAUGCCACUCUCUAAAAAGACCAAAGAAAUGCAAGCAUGAAGUAAAAAUGAAUGCCCUAGUGGGGAGGAUUUUUGCAGCCCGGCACAGCAGAUAUUAAAAGAUAUUCAGACCCUGGGCUCUGUUUAAAUCUAACUUUCAAAUCUAUUUGCUAUUAUGACCGGGUCUUCGAUAACCAUAAAUAUGCUGUCGGUAGCACAGAUGCAUCUUCUGCAGGAUUGCAUGUGAGUAACAUCUGAAUAACACUUGUUUGGUUGUUAUUGCCAAUCGAUUUUUCUGCCCCGGAGAUCUUUGUUAAAUGGCUACACAUUCACAAUGAAUUCGGGUAUUGUAAGUAAAUGGUGCUGGCAUUGCGAGAGUUCCUAUUAGAUGCUGAAGGGGAUGGUAUCUCAGAGCACACUGUGUUAGUUUAUACUGUACCAGCUCACGUCACUGACACUCAUUUGCCUAAGCUGUUUAUGUUUCCUUAAAUGCUGGCAGUAUUCAAAUGGAAGAGAAGAGCUGGCUCUGUUUUGCCCGGGUGGUGGUAGAGAAAGGGAGGGAAGGUGCCGCUUCUCGUUCGUCUCAGAGCUCACCGCUGUCUCUGGCAGUAACAGACCUCACCUGCCUGCUGGCACCAGGACCUCCACCUGUCCGGAUCAGAGAGUGGAGGAGACAGAUCUCCAUCAGGGGUGCAGCGUUGCGGUUCUGACGGCUCUGACUAUGGAGUGCGAUCCUCCCAGACCCCAGGAGGAGGUGGAAGGUCCAGACCUGGAGUGUGCCAUCUGCUUCAGCCAGUUCAACAACAUCUUCCGGGCUCCCAAGAUGCUGCACUGCAAGCACACCUUCUGCCUGGAGUGCCUGGCGCGCAUGAACAUCAAGUCCUUGGCCCCAGACACCAUCCUGUGCCCGCUGUGCCGGGACCUCACCACCCUGCCUGUCCUGGGUCUCCCCAAACUGGACAACAACCCGACCAUCCUGUCCUACCUCCCCGAGGCCAUGCAGCGUGUCUACAGCAUCCGCUUCAACCGCAGCAAGGGCCGGCUGCUGGUGAAGCAGCCCCCCGACUCCUCGCCGCUGCCCCCCCUCUGCACGGUCAGCCACAGCCUGGACGUGGGGCUGCCGGCCAGCCAGGACUCGCAGGGUUCCUCCCAGACCAGCGGCUGCCUGCGGCUCACCAGCCGACCCUGCUGUCGCACUUUCCUCAUAUUGUCUGUGGUGGUGACCUUGGUCCUGCUCAUCUGCUGCAUCAUUCUGGUCAUGCCAUAUGCUACCAAGAAAAGCCCGUAGGCAACUUCAUGGGGAGAUGGGAUCCUAUCACAGUCCCAUGAGGAAAGCUGUUAGCAAACGGUAUAUCUGUCUGGUACUGAAAUUCAUACUGUUGCAAUAACCAAUUUUACGUCUAUCGAAAAAAAAAAGUUGGUCUUUUGUUGCUGCAACCCCCCCCCCCCCCCCCCCCCCUUAAGUACAGAACCACUGCAUUGCCAUGGUAACAGUGUAACACCACCUCAGGUAAGAUUGUGUAAGAACUGAGAGAAACUGUAAAGCAAAUUCCCAUUCCUCUCUCAAUCAACUUCAUUAGCUGGCAAGUGUAUAAUCCCUGAAGCUACCUCUGAGCCGAUCUGUAGAGCGAGCGCUGCUCUUGACAUUACACUACCAAGUAAACCAGACUGUCCACACACCUGUCUCCUGGGGAAGUAGAAGGAAGCCCGGAAAACAGGCAGUCAGGACCGGGACACUGCAAUUAGAACCCUGCCUCAUUCCAGAAGCCAGUAGGGCAACACCUUGCAAAUGCAGCUGCGGACAGAUUUGAGGCCCCUCUUUGUAUGCUUCCUCCUCCUCCUCACCUCCACCUUGCUUUAAAGCAGGCGGGUGGGGGUGGGGGUGGGGGCUGUGCCAAGGGGAUGCACCGUAAGGCUGUCGAGACCUAAUAGAUUUAAAGCAUCCUGCUGGAUUUAAUUUGCCAAAAUAGCUAUUGCUGUAUUCUAGAACCUGUUUGAAUUGCACAUUAUUAAUGCUAAUGCACGGAUAGGUUAUGUUUCAAAACAAUGUUUAUUUUUAAUUUUUUUAGGUGAGGUUAUGCUAUUCUUCUUCUGUACAAACAGCAUUGUUUUUUAUAGAGAUAUAUAGGCAGGCUACUUUCUCAUUUUGCUGAAGCAUGUUUAACCACCCUGUAUCUACCUGUUAUUUUAAUGAUCUCUUUCACUAUAUCGUUAUACUAACUUACUCUCAUUUUGUCUAAAUGUAACGUAUCGAAUUGCAGCUUGCGUUCAGAUUUUUUCAAAGAAAAAUGUAUUUGUUACAGACAUAAAAUCCAUGUAUGCUCCUUUUACUACUUGCAGCAGUUGGGGGGUUAUAAAUAGCCUAUUAAAGGGCCCAGAAAGCUAUCAGAUUUAAGGUGGAGACGGACCUUUUCUGAUCUUUUGGUCAACAAUUUCCUUAAAUGAAAUAAGACUGAAUAUAUGAACAGAACUUGUUCAUUUAAAUGGAUUUACAUAGGCAAGGCUUGAUUGACAGUAUUCUUGUAAAAAUUACAAAUAAUACAAUUUCUUUUGCUGUGUAAUCCAACUUUUGAUAAUGUCACAUGUAAUCACUUUACAGGGCAGGUACGUUAUACAACCAGCAGAUGGCACUGUAAGCUUUAAUAAUGUACGGUACAUUGAACCAUUCCACACAUACUGGCGGUUAACUGCAGUACCCCAAAUGACCGCCAGGGGCCACUGAUAUGCAAAACACAUAUCCACAUUCCAGGGUCCGGUGAAAAUUACUUGUAUAUUAAAAUAGUGGGUUUUCAGCUUAUCAUUUACUUUUCUCCUUCAUUAAGUUUUGCUAGUGACUGAAUGAGGGCUCUCAUGAAGAUUCUCCUUAGCUAUAAAGCUGGUAACCACACUUACUUAUUUCUAUUUAAAUCUAUGAUGUGCUUGUCAUGUCAUUGACUACACAGUUAAUGAUGUAACAAUCUAUAUCAUAGAUAAUAAUGUAACGAUUGCUCCCAGGUGACUGCACUGGUGACUGCGUGGGGGCACCAGUGCUGUGGAUGAGGUAAGGGGGUUGUCAUCACUAGACAAGUAUUCUGCUGCUUAGCAACACCGAAACUACAAAAAAUUAAUUAUUUUCGUGACUAAUUGAUUAAUCACACCUGUGGGCUUUGAUUGUGUAAAAAAUAAUCGAUCGAUUAAUCUUGUCUACCUGAACUGGCUAGCUUCCAAUUACAGGUAAGCAAAUAUUCUCAAACUGUCAAAGCACAUGUAAACAAACACCUGUACAUUAAACAUUAGCUGAGAAUUAUGAACAUUUUGCAGUAAACCGGACUGUGUUAAUACUUUGUAUUGGACGAUUAAUCGAUCGAUAGAACAGGUCAAGAUUAAAACCCCUAAUAUUCAUCCAAAAUCACCCCCCAGAUAUAUUUAAAUAGAGGUCAGUGACAUCACUGUGAUGUUAAUGCUAUUUUUAAACACACACUAUAGGAAACGCACGGUGUAAGGCAUAGGGGUUCCUGCAGGUAAGCAGGCCUGUCUUUGCUUGAAGUGGCUGUGUACCAGUUUAUCCCUGCCUGCUGCACACAGGCGCUGGCAGGAUGCCAGGCAGUGAUCUCUGACUGCAGAUUAAGGAUUGCGCUUGUCAGCGUCAGUUAGAGGCUGCUUACAGUCUUUGAACUGCUCUUGUGUUUCUUAAGUGUUCCGGGCCAGGCUUGGAGGAGAAUUCGGAGGUGAAAGCAGAAAAGGACAAAUAGCUGUAGAACCAGCGAAUGUGAGGGAUUGAACUGAUACCAUAAGCAUCCCCAAACUUGAGCAUGCCAUUGUAUUGAAAUGUGCAUUCGGAUUCCUCAGGGCACUCUGUCAUCUCAUGUAGUCUGGUACAGGUAAUAACAGCACUGACACACUGUGCGGUAAGUAUCACCCAAAACCUGCUGCUUGAGAUGAGAUACCAGAGUGGAGAAGCGGAUUUUCCCGCUGUGGUUUGGAACUCGUGACCCUUGCCUUUGUGUGACCAGGUGAGCCGAAUGACUGCUCUUCAAACUCAGUUGAAGCCAGGUAGAACAGAGUGGAGAUCUACAAGAGGGGGGAAGUUAAAAAAGCCUCAGCUCUAAUGAAGGGGCUCAGACCCGGCCACAGAAUAUCGAUAUUUUUUAUUAACACAUCCCUGGUCAUAAAUGUGACUCGUUAUUUUCCCGUCACAUCACUUCAGGGUCUUCCCGUCAAAAUGUCUUCUGAAUUCACAACAUUGGCUGCUUCAAUCCACCCUCUUCAAUAAGAACGUGCAAACUCCUGCUCUGAACACAGCCCCGUCUGAAACUCCUCAAGGGGCUGCACUGAUGGUUUCCAGUGCUGAUCGCUCGCUCCCUCCUGAACUUCUGAACUUGUCUUCGAUUCAGGUUGAGUCAGUUUCGCCCCAACCUGUAAUUACUCGUAUGUGAGAAUGAUUACUGAAGCAUGACUCAGUGGAUGCAACGUGUUGCCUACUGUGCGCAGCACUGAGCCUAUUCCACAGUAGCAUCCCUAGCCAUCAUUCAUACCUGCUGUGGCUUUCUCAGCGACUCAUCUUUGAAACAUGUGGAGAGGCCUGUCUCAGAGGCUUGCUCGGGUUCGCGGAGAUUAAAGGAACAAUGCCACCGGCCGCUGUCAUGGCGUGGCAGGCCUGAGUUCCCGUGUGAAUGUUCUCCCUGGUGUCAUCGCGAGUACGACAUCACUGCAGUGGAGCGCGGAACUCCCACUGAGCUGAGCCAGAUUCCAUCAGUAAUCAGAGCGGAAGAAUUCUCACUGUGAGCCGCUCGGUGACUUAACGCACCUGCAGGCUGGUCUAGACGGAUCCCAGAAAAGUGCAAUCCAAACAGUCUGAAAGGUCUCCUAAAGAGAUCCUUUAUGAGCUAGCAUCGGCAUUUUCCUAGCAAUGCAAACCUGAGUGCUAGGGGGUGUGCA
Messenger RNA from Polyodon spathula (Mississippi paddlefish), 6325 nucleotides. Its product is annotated as RING finger protein 225. Gene Ontology annotation, biological process: protein ubiquitination. The record is from RefSeq and is a predicted model, not a curated record. NCBI's taxonomy places the organism in Eukaryota, Metazoa, Chordata, Actinopteri, Acipenseriformes, Polyodontidae. The transcript is spliced from 2 exons. Gene Ontology annotation, molecular function: ubiquitin protein ligase activity. The coding region runs from base 2130 to 2696 and encodes 188 amino acids.